Messenger RNA from Micropterus dolomieu (smallmouth bass), 1516 nucleotides. It is a transcript of the gene stpg1, whose product is annotated as sperm-tail PG-rich repeat containing 1. The transcript is spliced from 8 exons. Gene Ontology annotation, biological process: epigenetic programing of male pronucleus. Bases 454 to 1437 code for a protein of 327 amino acids. Gene Ontology annotation, molecular function: histone binding; chromatin binding. NCBI's taxonomy places the organism in Eukaryota, Metazoa, Chordata, Actinopteri, Centrarchiformes, Centrarchidae. Gene Ontology annotation, cellular component: female pronucleus; male pronucleus; germinal vesicle. The record is from RefSeq and is a predicted model, not a curated record.
AAGCAGCAACUGCUAUCGUUAGCUUAGCACUUAGUAAGGCCUCGGCUAGCAAAUGACAAAGUUACAGUUAUCUGUAAUUCUAAAUGGCAAAACACUAAAUGCCGAUUUUAUCUAUUUUUCUGCGACAUGAACUUACAGCGAGUUCUUGUUUCCUCUUCACCAGUUCAGCCAGCUCCCGGCGGGUGUCCGGGAUCUGUGGCGGAGUCGCCUUCGCAUGCAUCGCCAUGAUGGAUGAAGCUAGUUUCUAGAAACAAAACAGAGGCGGGUUGUUGGGACAAAGCGGCAGAUAAACCGCCAUUUUGCCGACAGGUGGCGCUAAAGUAUCACAACAUGGCGUCAGAUCGAACUCUUGUUUUUACGUCGCCAUAUCAACAUAAUCUGUGAGGACACUGCGGUUUGUAAAUGGCUUCAGAUUUAUUGAAUUAACUUUUUCUCGUGACAUCCAGCUGAACCAUGGGCAACAUAUACCGAGAAUUAUCGAAAACAGAAAAGAUCCCGGCUUACACCGUUUCAUCUUCAAUACCAACGAAUUACCAAAAAGUGGUGAUAACAAAUCAAGAGAAGAAGGGAUUUUCAUCAAAAGCUAAGAGAUUCCCUUCACAAGUCUGUCUGAAUGAAAAUCCAGGACCAGGCAGCUAUGGCUGUAUCUCCAGCGCUGAAGUGAAAAGUCCUUCCUUCUCAAAGAAAGGCACCACAGGCUUUGUUGCGUCCAAGGCUGCCAGGGCUUCCAGUAACCCGCAGAGAAGCAUCCCAGGACCAAAUGCAUACAACCUGCCGAGCUCCUUCAUAAACAAGUAUGACUUCAACAGUGGAGUCUCCAGGGUGUUCAGGUUGCCUGUGGCUGUGCAGCUGGAUGGUCCGAAACACAAGACUCCAGCCCCGAAUCAAUAUGAUGUCAGUUGUAGUAGCAGAGAGAGAUUGUCCUCUGUAGUUGGUACAGCAGCUUUCCUGUCAAAAACUGGACGCAACACUUUUUACCCAAACAAAAAUGUGCCAUCACCAUGCCACUACGAAGUGAACGACAAGGUAAUCCAGCAUGGCUCCAAGGCAGUUUUGUCCCCCUUCAAAUCAAAAACCCAGAGAAUCCCUGCUCCAGUGGACAACCAUGUGCCAGGCCCAGGAGCCUACAGUCCCCAUCAGACCCCUGCACCAGUGAAGAGGACCAUCCUGCCGCGGGGAUAUUAUUUGGCAAUAUCAGCACCUCCCCUGAUUGUUCCUAAGGGUCCUCCCUUGCCAGGCCCUGGGCAGUAUGACAUAGGGGAUUAUAAAUGCCUGUCUAAGCAUCUCAUGCCCACUGCUGCAUUUGCAUCCAGAACUGAAAGAAUACCUCGAAUCUCACGGGGCAACAUGAGCCCAGGUCCAGGUUUCUAUGAUCCUCAGAUUUUGCCAAAGCAGUCCUUCUUUUACAAUGACUCCAGAGUCUGGAUUCCUGUUUGAAGCUUUCAAGGAAAACUGCACUGCAGAUUUUUCAUACACAUGAACUGUGUUCUAUAAUAAAAUGCUUCUCUGCAAGAUA